Messenger RNA from Suillus bovinus, 495 nucleotides. RefSeq lists its product as uncharacterized. Bases 1 to 495 code for a protein of 164 amino acids. The transcript has 3 exons. The record is from RefSeq and is a predicted model, not a curated record. NCBI's taxonomy places the organism in Eukaryota, Fungi, Basidiomycota, Agaricomycetes, Boletales, Suillaceae.
AUGAUCAAUGUUUUCAUCGAGGAAGACCCCUUGCCUCUCUUCAAACAUCAGAGGGAGUUACUAUGCACCAAUGAUGCACACUACAUGGGUGAUGUAUGUGGAGGACUAGGUCUUGGUUACAAAUUAGAUGCAUCUGACCAUCGCCAAUUGGAUUUACUCAUGGAGCAGGAUGAACCAAAUACAUCUUUACUUCCUGUUGAGCAAGUUGUUGAAGAGGAGGGUUCUUGUGUUUCCGAGACCCGUCCUGAACCUCGCAAGUUACCAUACCAUGUCGUGUUACAAGAACAUCUAGACACUUGGGCCCCUACCAUUUUUCUCCUAAUCCUCCUCGUAUCAGCCCUCGCGUCAUACCCUUACCCCGACCUUGCCCUUGUCAUCCUUGUCAUCCUUGCAUUCCCUUUCGCUCUCUACCUGUCGCUUCAGCAGAGCCAGUACAUCUGGCUGGAUCCUUUCACUGACGAAGCAUACCCAUGCUCCGUUCCACCACCUGACUGA